UGUACAUAAGUAAACAACAACCACCACCCGGCCACGGCCAGGCCUUUUCACCUUUACCAGAGAUAAACAAAAUGUACACGUCCGGCCUAACCAACACGCCCAUCACUAAGAACCUCCUAAUCUACACCAUCGCCUCGUCAGUCCUGCUCUCCAUCCUCGACUCCAAGCAUCUCGUAUCGAUCUACGUCUCGCCGCAUCUCUGGCAGUACGGACAAUUCUGGCGCGCGGGGAUAUGGCAGGUUGCGGGCUUUGCGAACUCGACAGAGGCGCUUUUUGCGGCGGUUCUGGUUUAUCAUCUCAGGGUCGUUGAGAGGGGGUGGGGGAGGAGGAAGUUACUCUCGUUUAUCCUCUCAACACUACCGUAUACAACCUUCCUCCCGCCGUUCCUCAUGGCCCUCGUCAUCCGUCCCCUAUCCUUCAACACAAUCAAUUACCUCCCCUCCGGGCCCGUGGCAACCCUCUUCGCUCUUCUCGCCCAAUACCACGCUCUAAUCCCACACACCUACCGCUACCGCAUCGGCACGUCCAUCAGUGCCGAAACUUCACCCACGAAAGGAAUAACCCUCCUCCUCUCCAACAAAAGCACAACAUACCUCCUCGCCUUCCAACUCGCGCUUUCGCAAUUUCCCUAUAUGCUCCUCCCGUCUGUGACGGGGUGGUUUGUGGGAUUGGCGUGGCGCGCGGAAGUACUGCCUGGUGUUAACAUGAAUUGGAGGGUUCCGGCUUGGGUUGUUGGGGAGAGGGAGAGGGUUAGUAGAGGGGAGGAGGGAAGGUUUGAGGAUUUGAGGAGGAGGUUGGAGGGGGAAGUUGUUGCUGCUGGGGGGGCUGCUUCGGGAGUUUCUCCGAAUGGGAAUGGGGGGGAUGGGAGUGAGCAGAGGCAGAGGGUAUAUAAUAGUCUAUAAACCUUGUUUACGUUGGCUAGUAUCUCUACUAUGUACUUUAUGCGAUUGUUUAUUGUUGUUGUGCACACUUACAUUCUGGGCUAUAAAACGCUAAAGUGAUUCCCUAUUCAACAAUUGGUCCUGUAGCUCAGUCGGUUAGAGCGU
Aspergillus ruber CBS 135680 is the source of this 1046-nucleotide messenger RNA. RefSeq names its product protein dscB (gene dscB). The transcript is spliced from 2 exons. The record is from RefSeq and is a predicted model, not a curated record. Bases 72 to 902 code for a protein of 276 amino acids. Lineage: Eukaryota; Fungi; Ascomycota; Eurotiomycetes; Eurotiales; Aspergillaceae.